Toxorhynchites rutilus septentrionalis is the source of this 4392-nucleotide messenger RNA. RefSeq lists its product as uncharacterized. The transcript has 7 exons. The record is from RefSeq and is a predicted model, not a curated record. Gene Ontology annotation, molecular function: RNA binding. The coding region runs from base 140 to 4279 and encodes 1379 amino acids. NCBI's taxonomy places the organism in Eukaryota, Metazoa, Arthropoda, Insecta, Diptera, Culicidae.
UUCAUUAAAAUUGGUUGCUAUUUUUUUGAAGUCCUAUGAAAUUUGGCUCUUUUUACGUUGUGUCGAAAAGAUUGAAUUUUCGUGAAUUUCUACAUUUGCGUACCCCAAAACAAGUAUCGGCCGUAGUCCGGUGGUGAAAAUGAAUUUAAACGAGGUGGUGUACGUAGCCAACAUACCGAAACAAGCCACCGAUCAGGAGCUUGCAGACUUCUUUAAAGAUGUCGGAACGGUUAUCAAAGUGUCUUUCAUGCGUGAGAACCGCAACGAUUGUCGUACUAAGGUAGGUUUCGUAUUGUUCGAGAACGAAAUGGAAGCGCUCAAAGCAUGUAGCUUUGACCAGACCAUAUUCCAAUGGAAUAGGGUCAUUGUUGCGCUGGUAAACGAUGAGCGUCACUUUUGGGCCGGGCAUACUGUUAUCGUGCGGAACAUCAGUGGAGAAACUUGUGAAGAAGAUCUAUAUGAAACGUUUGGACGAUACGGGACGAUCGAAGCAGUCCAGAUUCCAACUAACAAUUUCGCCUACGUGGGAUUUAAGGAACAAUCGGCAGCUGUUGCUGCCCAACGGUUGAGUAAUACUGUACUGGGAAGUAACAGAAUCAACGUUCAGGUGCUACAGAGAAAUAUACGAGUUAGGCUGGAAGAUUUGGACAGCUUCAAGACACCCCGAGUUUACAAUGAGUUGAUGGAUGCCAAAGUGAAGCACAAUUAUACUAAGAAAAGGGCAGCUGAGCAGAACGAAAUGAAACCGGCAGUUACAUCGCACGCUAAUUAUGAUUAUUACGACGAAGAUGAAGAAGAAGAUAAUAGAGUUUACGACCCGGUCACCAAUCGCUUCUAUGACAAACCCGUGAAAACCCGACCCGAGCGUGGGCCAUCCUUUGAUGAUCAAUAUGCAGAGGAUGUUGACAUUCAAGUGCCCGCACCGCGGCGGAACAAUGAUAUACCACAACCUUCGAUUGAUUUGGACUUGACCGAAAACUCACCGGCAAGAGAUAUUUUUGACGGCUCAAGACAAGAAUCAGAUCCACAGGUUAUAGGAAUUCUUCGCAGUGAAGUUAGGAUACAAAGGUCCAAGAAUCUACAAGCAGUAAACACAGCAGUGAAGGUGGAGAACAUUCCCCGCGAAGUGUAUGAUGAGAAUGUCAUACAAUACUUCAGUCAAUACGGAGAUAUAUUGAGCAUUGAAAUAGGAUUCCCACCAUGCUCAGUGUACAAUAAGACAUACAAAAUAAUAUAUCAAAAGGAACGCAGCGCGAAAAAAGUGCUGCAGUAUUUCAUGCGUAAGUGUGAAUUUUCCGGAGUAGUUUGCACGGUGUUCACAAUGCGCCCCUAUGAAACCAUCCAGGACUUACCGGGACAAUGCGUUCUUGUAAACAUACUGCCUCCGAGCAUUGUUUUCGAGGAUGUUGUCGAGGCAUUCCGUGGCAUAGGGGAAGUUAUCUAUGUGAAGCGCGAUUGGAACAACCGAAAGCCGACCGUCGUUCAUUUCCGGUACAGUAUUUCAUUUGAUCGUGCCAGAAGCGUUACCAGUAUCGACGGCGACAAGGUUAAGGUGGUCCCGGUUAGCCAGGAGGCUUACCGCUUAUUUACCGCCGAGAACACGAAACUGAGGGGUGCCAUAAAAUCGUACACUAAAAAGCCGUUGAAAAACUUACGCAUGGUCGAUAUUCAAAUGAAGGAGAGCAGACAGAAGAGCAUGCAGAUGGUGUUUCGAACAAUUUUCGACGACAGUUAUCGCAAUCCGAAUCCGGACCGGUUCAGCAAUGAAGUGGUCAUCUACAACUGUCCGGUGCGGACGUCACUCCAAGACAUACGUCGUCAUUUCAUCAACGUAGCGUUCGUCACCGAGAUGCGCCACGAGGUGAGCCAGUACGACGACAGCUGGAAACUGUACGUCAGCUUCAGUACGUUUCUGGACGCGUUCAACGCGGUUCGCAUGAAGGGUUUGCUAAACUCGUGUCCCAUCUUCAAACACCUAGCUAGCGAAAGACCCAGACUGGAUGUCAAUGAAUCGCUUUUAGUCGAAUGUGAAUCCGAACACAUUACGGUAUCCAAAAUGUAUGCAAAUCUCGUAAGCCACGGGGCUAUCUCUUUUGUGGAUAAAAUUGGCCCUAAGCGAUUCGUCGUCAUCUGUCGCGAUGUUAAGACGAUGAAAAAGCUGCUACGUGUUAGAAUGCUUGCAAAGUCCACAUGCCAAGUUUCUCCAUAUCGAGAUAUUAUGAUGAGGACUUCACAGGGGAAUUCAGUCGGCAACAAGGAGCAGUUCCAGAUACCGAACAAUUUCUCCCGGCAGACGCUUCAAAUUCCAUUGGAUGAAAUUAUCCCGACGCAGCAACGUAUGCGCGAUGACGAUGAACGCGACGAUGAUUUUUCACCAACGCGGGAAAAUCGCCGCCCAACGUACGACAAUGAAUGGGAACACGAAUCCAGAGACGGCAGAAGGGAUUCCGCAGUCUACAGAAGAAAUUCGGUGGACAUGGAAAUCGCUGAAGAGGAACCAGUUCAACACUCUCAUUUCAGUCGUCAGGAGACGCCACGGGAUCGGUUCGACUCGGAUCAACAUGACAACUAUCAAUGCGAGUUGUUUCCUUCGUUCGAGCGGAAUAUUGAUGCAAUUACUCACGCCAAUCCACCAGCACCCAACCAAAUAUAUGGGAUGCCACCGAGGGAUCAGCAGCAUCACUACGCACCCAGCUGGGGUCCCCCAGUAAUUGUUCCACCACCCGUGAACAGAAGUGCAUUUAUGCACGAACCAUCCGGUAUGUCCGCUCCUCCCGUGAACAGAAGUUCAUUUAUGCACGAACCAUCCGGCAUGUCCGCUUCUCCCGUGAACAGAAGUGCGUUUAUGCACGAACCAUCCGGCAUGUCCGCUCCUUCGGUAGUCGCUAACGUAUUUGGUACGCCGAUUGCCAUCCCUCCUAUCACCAUUCAUCAUGUCCAACCAGAUCCGAUUCCAUUCCCGGCUCCAGUGCCACAGGAAGGCGAUCUUCGCGAAUACCUCGCAGAAAAACGCAACACUCGUCCUCGUGACGUGUAUGAUCCCUUGGAAGAGCUUGAUCGGCAGUCCGAUGGAAGACGUUCUGAGCGCUCAACUUCACCGAACGAACUCGACAGAAUGGAAAAGUACAUACGGGAGAAGGAACGUGAUAUACAACGGAGGUUGGCAUUGCUGGAUAAACAGUUAACUGUUAACGAAGAACCAGAACCAAAAGUCCGAUCUGUCUCACCGACUGACCGUAAGGCACAUGAGCGCCUUGAUCAGAUUCGCAAUGAGAAGAUCGACAUCUCUCGCAAGCUAUCAGAUUUGCGAAAGCGUAAUGAAUACAAAAACUCGAGAGAAUUUGCUCAGUUCUGCGAACGUCAAUCGGAACUGGAUCGCGAGUGCGUGGAAAUACAACGUCAGCUUAACGCUAAACAGCUAUGGUUGACGGAGAGAGAACGUUCGCUCUCGCGAGACCGUCAUGAGCAGGAGGAACAAAGAGAACAAUCUGCAUCGAACCGGGUACAGCGCAGUCGUAGUCGUAGUCGCAGUCGCAGUAAUUCUCGUAGAAGGCGUCGAUCAAGCAGCAACAGUCGGUCCAAUCGUAGUCCGGUGCGUCGAUAUCGACGAAGCCGAUCAAAACCACGGCGAUCGCCUUCGAACGAUAGGUAUCGCCGUAAUCGGUCGUCAUCGAGGGAACGUACCAGAUGGCGUUCCAGAUCCGGCGAGCGUGGUCGGCAUUAUAACCGGUCGCGAAACCAAGUCAGACUGAGACCCGAAUCGCUAAUGCGCGAGAUGAGGCAACUGGGACGGCCCCGCGAAGGGAAAUCCGAUCACGCUGUUUAUGUGGCCAAUAUCGCCGAAGGAGUGCGAGAUGAUGAGCUGAAGGCCACAUUUGAUCGCUACGGUCGGGUCGUCGAGUAUGACCUCGAGUUACGCAGAAAAUACGGUGAGGUUUACAUUGACUACUAUCAGCGCGAAGAUGCUUUCAAAGCACUAGAGAUGAAUCGUGUGAAAAUUUGCGGCAAACGUCUGAGGGUAGCACUGAACUGUCGAAAGCCAGCCAAUAAAGAGGGAUAUACCGUUGUGGUGGAGAUGCCAGAACCCGUUCCCGAGCGGGAUCUCUACGCCAGAUUCGAUGGCUGUGGCAGUAUUGAAUUCAUUUGGUAUUACGAUAACUCCACAAUUGCUACCAUUACUUUCGAGCGUCCCGAGUCGAUGCUAAUGGCUUUAGCUGUGCGAGAGUUGCACAAUCGAAUACCCAUCAUUGUCCGUGAGUAUGUUGAGAGUGAACGCUGAGUUUACGGGGCAUUUCCUUUCCUUUUAUUCGGGGGAUGAUUCAAAUGUAUGUAUACAGAGCAAAAAUAUCGGGAAUGUAUUUGUUUAUCUUCAAAUAAAGGAAUUAGUGGAUA